Messenger RNA from Chiloscyllium plagiosum (whitespotted bambooshark), 7853 nucleotides. The record is from RefSeq and is a predicted model, not a curated record. NCBI's taxonomy places the organism in Eukaryota, Metazoa, Chordata, Chondrichthyes, Orectolobiformes, Hemiscylliidae.
CUUUCGGGACAUUGAAUAAUAAGCCACGCCAUACUUUCAAAUCGGUUUUAUUUUAAUUCUUCUUCUCUGUAACUGGGAAGGAUUUGUACACGGAAGCAGACUGACAUCCACCUAUGCACAUCUUUUGGCCAUCGUAGAUCAUCUAAUUCUUUGUCUCCAAUUAUUUCAUCCUGCAUGUUUCCCUAUUCAUUCCAUUUCGCCUCUUUUACUUGAUCCAGGAUAUAUAUAUAUUUUAAAAAUAUAUACGUACGUCUAUUUUCACUGAUCGGCCAACGACGCCCCCGCGCCUUUAUCAAAGAUGGCCGCCCCCAUAGCCGUCACAGAGCCGCCGGGCGUGUCUUGGCCAUCAGCUGAUUGACAGCUCCCAGAGGCAGGGCGUCGGGCUUGCAGCUCCUCUUGUCCCCGAGCAUACAGAGAGAGAGCAGGAGAAUGGAUCGUUGGCUCCGGGGUUCACUGCACACCAUUCCUACCAUUUUGGACUAAAUCAAGUCCGGUCGCAGGCACAUCCUCGCGUUCGGUUUCUCAGACCAGGCGAUGAGCAGACUAAAUGAAGGGUGAAUGCCAAACUAGAGAGAAAGAGACCAUCAAAAUGACAGUGGAUUUUGAAGAGUGUGUGAAAGAUUCCCCUCGGUUCAGGGCGACAAUUGAGGAGGUGGAGACUGAUGUCGUGGAAAUUGAAGCAAAACUGGAUAAAUUGGUGAAACUGUGCAGUGGGAUGAUUGAAGCAGGGAGAGCAUAUACCACGGCCAACAAACAUUUUGUCAAUGGGAUCCGAGACCUCUCUCAACAAUGCAGGAAAGAUGAAAUGAUAUCGGAAUGCCUCCAGAAAUUUGGAGAGAGCUUACAAGAAAUGAUCAACUACCACAUGAUUCUCUCCGAUCAGGCUCAAAGGUCAGUCAGGAUGCAGCUGAAUAACUUCGUAAAAGAAGAUGUUCGGAAGUUCAAGGAGACAAAGAAGCAUUUUGAUAAGGUCAGAGAAGACAUGGAUCUGGCAUUGAUCAAAAAUGCUCAGGCUACGCGGAACAAGACACAUGAGGUGGAGGAGGCUACGGGGACAUUAACCAUGACCAGGAAAUGCUUCAGGCACCUGGCACUCGACUACGUUCUUCAGAUUAAUGUUCUGCAGGCAAAGAAGAAGUUUGAAAUAUUAGAUGCGAUGCUGUCGUUCAUGCAUGCUCAGUACACCUUCUUCCAGCAAGGAUAUGAUUUGCUUAAGGAGCUGGAUCCCUACAUGAAAAAACUGGCCACAGAGCUGGACCAGCUUGUGAUUGACUCGGCUGUGGAGAAAAGGGAAAUGGAGCAUAAGCACGCACUGAUACAACAGCGGACUCUGCUACAGGACUUCUCAUAUGAUGAUUCCAAAGUUGAAUUCAAUAUCGAUGCUCCUAAUGGAGUGGUGAUGGAAGGUUAUUUGUUCAAGAGAGCAAGCAAUGCUUUUAAGACUUGGAACCGGAGGUGGUUUUCAAUACAAAACAGUCAGCUGGUGUAUCAGAAGAAGAUGAAGGAUGCAUUAACUGUGGUGGUCGACGAUUUACGGCUUUGUUCCGUCAAACCUUGUGAGGACAUCGAGAGGCGCUUUUGUUUUGAGGUUGUCUCUCCAAACAAGAGCUGUAUGCUGCAGGCAGACUCGGAAAAGUUACGUCUCGCCUGGAUUCAGGCAGUGCAGGCUAGCAUUGCCACUGCAUACAGAGAGAGUCCAGAUAACAAUUACAUCAAUAGGCUGGACAGAACUGCAUCUCCAUCUACGAGCAGCAUUGACUCUGCUAGUGACUCCCGGGAUCGCAGUGUGAAGGGUGAAAGCAUCCUGCAGCGAGUGCAGGGCAUCGCUGGCAAUGACCAGUGCUGUGACUGCGGACAAGCUGACCCUCGAUGGGCCAGCAUCAACCUUGGGAUCACACUGUGCAUUGAGUGCUCUGGAAUUCACAGGAGCCUUGGUGUCCAGUGUUCCAAGGUUCGUUCUCUCACAUUGGACUCCUGGGAGCCAGAGUUACUUAAGUUGAUGUGCGAGCUGGGAAACAACACUAUUAAUCAUAUUUACGAAGGAAGAUGUGAGGAAUAUGGACUGAAGAAACCCCAGCCAGCAAGCACAAGGCAGCAGAAAGAAGCCUGGAUCAAAGCAAAAUACGUAGAAAGGAAGUUCCUUAAAAAGCUGCCGAAUGCCGACGCACUCACAGAUACUGAACGGAAACCACGUCGAUGGAGUGUCAAGAAAUGCCGACGGCACAACAGUUCCACCAAAGCUCCGACAGCACGCAGGAGGUAUCGGCAGGACACUGGCAGUGUGUCACCAGCAACAUUUGCAGCAGCGGCUGCACUGGAGAGAAAAUUUCGAAGAGACUCCCUGUUUUGUCCUGAUGAACUUGACUCACUGUUUUCAUACUUUGAUACUACAGCUGGGCCCCGUAGUCCCGCAGGUUUGAGCAGCGAUAGUGGCCUGGGCGGCAGCACUGAUGGCAGCACUGAUAUCCUGGUAUUCGGCACAGUGGUGGACAGUGUCACUGAAGAAGUGAGUGAGGUUUCAGAGGAGUCGAGCGGUGAGGCAGAGAUUGAGGCAGAAGCUUCCGACUCUGAAGAUCUCCGAGAGCUACACCCUGGCAUCCUCGUGUACAAGGCAGCACAAGCUCGCAAUCUGGCUGUCAUGGCUGAGGCCUUAGCCCAUGCUGCUGACGUCAACUGGGUUAAUGAUGAGGAUGAAAAUAAAACACCGCUCAUUCAAGCAGUCAUUGGGGGUUCACUUGUUGCUUGUGAAUUCCUACUUCAAAAUGGGGCUGAUGUAAAUCAAAAAGAUAUUCGAGGUCGUGGGCCGAUUCAUCAUGCCACCUAUCUGGGACACACUGGUCAGGUCUGUCUUUUUCUCAAGCGAGGAGCCAGUCAGAAUGCAGUGGACGAUGAUGGGCAGGAUCCACUCAGCAUCGCUGUUCAAGCAGCUAAUGCAGACAUAGUGACUCUAUUGCGACUGGCAAGAAUGAAUGAAGAGAUGCGGGAAACGGAAGGCCCAUUUGGCCAGCCAGGUCAAUAUCCUAGCAGCAGUCCUACUGAGCUUCAGUACAGGAAGUGCAUUCAGGAGUUUAUCAGCCUAAAGAUAGAUGAAUGCUAGGGAAACAGCACUAACUAACCUGGCUGGGUGAUGUAGUAAUGACAAACUGGGCCUCUUUUGACUACACAUUUCUGUUAUGGAUGGUGGGGCGAUGAGCUGUUUUCUUUAUGACCUUAUACAUACAGCUGGCACUGAUGGUGAAAGAAGAAAAGGGCUGUGCUUAAAGUUUAUUUUGUGUUGUGUGAACAGAUCCUUCCUUCACAUUUUUCAGUCUCAAUGUGGUUACUGUAAAGCAUGGAUUUAAGUAAUAAUUCACAAACAUUCCACACACUAAUGUCCUUUGUGGAUUCGUGGGUUGAUGUGCUCAGUUACAAGACACCAGCCGAUAAAGGUCAGCAAGUCUUUGCCAAACUAUCAGGUCUCACUAGGUGCAAGUAGAGAUGCUCUCGUUGAUCUGGAGGCUCCCUGGGUGAGGGAGGACAAACUCACAAAGGUUUCCAUUCCUGAUAGCUAUCAAGUUGGGUUGAGAACAGGAUUAGGUUCAGCACUGAUACCCUACCCCAUGCCACCACUCCCUCAUUGAAAAGGCUUGCCAGUCCCCAGUCUGUAGAGCAGUUACAUGAUGUACAGAGUGUUGCUGACAGCUAUGAAACUGUACGCCCCGAGUCAGCGAUCUUUGGACAGCAGGGAAGGAAAACAAAAUCAUAACUGGGGUUGAGAUUUUAAAGUUUAAAAUUUUACCUUUAUAAAUUAAAUUAAACUUUUAAAUAUUUUGGACUUCAAAAUGAAGUCUGUCUCAGCCCCUCCAAUUAAACCCAGGAUGCUCAGUUAAGUACGAGUACUAUAAGUUUCUGGUAACAAAUCAACAGCAGAUAGGAGUGGAAUGUUCUUCUAUAAGACCAUGAAUAUUUGUUACAUUAUUGCCUGCAAUUAAGAAUCGAUCAUUUCCUCAUAGCUUGGUUUGUUUUUUUAGAAAAGAUAUGCUGUUUUUAAUGUAAUUCUUCUUGGCUCUUUUCUAUUGGAACCCUGAAGGGCAAACUGUAAGUCCAGAUUAAUGUACAGACCCUUGCUUAGCUCAACACAUUCCCAAACUGACUCAGAUCAGUCACCUUACCAUCUACCACCAGCAGAUAAACAGAUCUGCCAAUAAUUUGUAGGUAAAAGCAGAAAAUGCUGAAGAAACUCAGCCAGUCUGGCACCUUCGAUGGAGAGAGAAAUAGAGUUCUUUGGUACUCCAAACCGAUGCUGCUAUCCCUGCUGGGUUUCUCAGCGCACUUUCUGUUUUUAUUUCCAAUCUCUAGUAUCUGCAGUACUUCACUUUUAUCUGCAAAUAUUCAUGAUUCUCAAGAGGGCGUCCAGCAUAGUGAACAAAGUGAGAAUCUUACAGUAACACCCAAGGAAUUGUAGUUGAGAGCUUUGACCUUGGAGAAAAUUAGGUAUUUGUGGGUUUCCUCUGGCCCCUGCUAACUGGAGAUAGAUAUUGCUGCUAACUGUGGACACUCUGAGUGAGGGGAGUAAAGUCCAGGAAACUACAAAGGAGAUUUUAUGGGCGUGCAUUUCAAAGAAAUAAAUAACAUUUUUAAGAACCCAGAGGGGAGGAGGUGAACAAGUCUUUCAGUUAUAAAAGAAACAGAAUCAAAAAUUUAUUCUAAAUCAUUUGUUUCUACUGGAAACUGUUACACAGGUCACAAAUAAAGAAUUAAACUUCAGGCAAACCCUUCUCUGCUUUCACCAACUCUGUACAGGACUGAUGAUGUCUGAGGGUAUUUGCUAGGUUGAGAUGAGAAGUCUUGAAAUCAUGUGCUCUGAUUUGGUUUUACAUUGGUGCUGCAAAACUCAUUGCCUCGGUUACAGAGAAAAAAUUCCAAUUAAUCAGCAAAUGCCUGCCAAGCAAGAUGUGGUCCUAAGGGACCUUCUUUAAUAAUCUCAGUUUUUAAGCAGCCAGGGUUAGUUUGCCAAUGAAUUACUAUUAAAUAACUUGAAAUGGCAACUAAAUAUUCCUUUAUACUAUAUUCAACUUUUCUAUGGUGAAGAAUAUUCCCAGAAAUGCAAUGGAAUAGGGAAGUGUUGAGCCAUAUGAACUAUUUUGAUCUUUUAACUAAUCAAACAUUGCUUUGUUGAGAUGCUGCAUCUAGUACUGUAAUCAGAACCUGAGCAGUUUAGAAGGAAGAUGAUUGUUUUCUGUAAUUGGGUUCCAUGGUAACACUGACCUUUUUGUUUUUAAUCUUGAUGUUGUAAUUAUUGUAAACAGACCAGGUGACCUUAGUUACACGUAUAGGACAGAAUCUGCCCUUGUGCCUGUACAGUAGGUGUCAUGUGUUGAUGUGUAUUGCUUGAUAUAUUAAAAAAAAAGGUGGUUACAACAUUCUGUUUCUCAAAACAAAAUCACGCAUUUUAAGGGGAAAUCAAGUUCUGUAAAUAUUAAAAUGGAGUUUUGUUCUGGUUGGGACAAUUUAUUUAAAAUGAAAUAGAAUAUGAAUUAGAUUUUAUGUAUAAAACAACUUUGUGCACUUUUCCUACCUACAGUAUUGUUUUCUGUUAACUUUGUGAGUUCUCUCAACAGUGAAAGUGUUGUUUUAAAUGUUUAUUUAUAUGAAUUGCCCAGAGGAAUAGUGCAAUGAAAAAAAAAUGAAUACAGGUAACUGUGUUUAUUGUUGGAGAUUUGUGGGGUUUUUUUUUGUAACACCAUAGAGUGUAUUUUUUUAAAUUGACACACUUUGUUUUGUAUUUGGCACAGUACAGGCAUAAAAUGUCUCUGAGCUUUUAUUUAGUGUGACGCACCUGUGCAGAUUUCUACUGCUUAGUUUAGCGUAGAUUACUAGAGCACAUGGCAAGUUUUCAAUAGAUCUCUUUUAAUGCAUUCUGUGAAAGCUGUUUAAUUUGCAACAAAACCUGAAUCAACAGGUCCCACAGGUACAGUUUCAACAAAAAAAAUUGCUUUUCAUUUUGAGACUUUUUCUUGUACUUUCUGUGUACGGAGCAAUGUUUUCAAAUUGAUUUUUGACACCCAGCAUCUCUAAUUAAAUGCUGUGCAUAACAUUGUGCAAGAUCCUUACAAGUUGAAAAACAUGUCUUUUGGCAGAAAGCAACAGUGUAAAAUAUUAAUAUAUACCACCAUCAUCUCUCACCCUUCAAGCUCCAUAAAACUGCUGCUCAAAAUAUGUGAUUUCUUGUCUGGAACUGAUAGAAUUGUCAGAAGUGGGAUUUAGCACUGUUUCCCCUCUCACUUGUCCGUCACUGAUAGAGAUGCAACUCAAUGCUGUUAGCAGGUUAGGCAAACAAUCUCCAGUUAGGAGAGACGACUGUGUUAGGAAUUAUGGCUGAAUGCUCCCACCUCGUCGCACUGCAGGACAGUACGUUAGAUUAGAGAAAUUGCCAAAACGUUAGUGUCUAACAAUUCAAUGGUCACAGGGCACUUGUGUAGCUAGCUGCCAAUUCCCCUUUAAGGUAGACCCCCUAAGAAGUUGCACAAUUCAGCAAUUGACUCAGUGAUCAUUCGCAUCAUCUACAUGUGAUUUUUAGGCAAAAAUUUACCAGGAGUGGGCAUUCAGCAAAUAACUUCAGGGUUCAAACAGUGCACUUUCAGGAGUAUUGAUCCUCCCUCAGGAAUUCUGACCUGCCUUGAAUUGACUGUUAGUGAGAGUGGGAGUUCUUCGACUCUCUGCAGGUUGCUUCAACUGCCAGCUGAAUGCAUCUCUAAUGGGCCUCAUUUUUACAUGACACUGAUUUGAGUUUACUCAAUCCUGUCUUUAAGGAUAGUAAAGGCUCCAUGGGUAUUAUUGGUAAGGCCAUAAUUCAGUGGCCCUCGCUAAUUCCCUUGCGAGGGCGGUGGUCAAACCAAGUGCAGGGCCAUUUCAGAAAAUAUUUAAGAAUCAACCACAUUGCUGUGAGACCAGUCACCUAAAGGCCCAGACUAAAAUGGCAUGUUUCCUUCCCUAAAUACAUUUUAAAGAACCAUUUGAGUUUUACAACAGUCUAGUAGUUUCACUGGCAACAUUAUAGAUUUUAGCUUUAUAUUCAAAGUUUAAUGUAUCUGAUUAGUGGGUUUUGAACUCAUGGCUCUGGAUUACAACCUGUACAUUACUCCACACAUUUAAAUGCCUGUGUUACUGAAGCUUUUAAUAUUUCUUUUGCAGUGUUUCAUUUCUACAUGAUAACUAUAUUAUCGUUCCUUUUCUGUUUGGAGGUUUUGAGAUAUAGUCUUAGCAAAUAAUUAUCUUGUACUAAUACCACCUCACAUUUCACCCCUAAAAAGUAAGGCUCUCUUUUAAAAGUUGUCAACAUAUGUGAGGGAUACAAUACGUAUUAGUAACAGAGGUGUAACAGAAUUAUUGAUCUAAAAAAUUCUACUGGUUUCAUUUGGUAAGGAAGAGUUCAAGGUGACCACAAUUCAGUGCUGCCUGCAGGCUCCUGACAGUCUAGCAGGAGAGCUCCCAGUCCCUGAAAGGACAAGCUGUAAACAGCAUCUGUUGGGCUGAGAUUAAGGAGUUCCUACUUAUUCAUCAGGCCGAUGGGUAAUGUUGUCAUGAUGCAGUUUUUCUUUCUCUGGCAGAAACCAUUGGCCCAGUGCCAAAUCCCUGAAAACGCUCCACACGCACACAUUUACAUUCUGAGCAGUCACUAGAGACUGUCCCAAGCUGUAAUAAAUCAGGGUAGAACUUGUGUCUCCAGAUUCUGCAGAGGUAAGGCAAACCAAGCCAUUGCUGUUUAAGCCAUCUGUGUAAAUUGGAUGUGGUAUUGAUGCUUGCAGAUUGAAAUGACAAUGGAGCACAAGUUCCCUCCUGAUUCCAGAUUAGAGUGGUCCUGGAAAAGCACA